Molecule: messenger RNA, 1803 nt
Organism: Ogataea haglerorum
Lineage: Eukaryota; Fungi; Ascomycota; Pichiomycetes; Pichiales; Pichiaceae
Exons: 1
Coding region: 1-1803 (600 amino acids)
Source: RefSeq, a predicted model, not a curated record
AUGAAUAUAGUAUGUGGCGUUUGCGGAACGCACAGCACUAAAUCAGGAUACUACUGUGGACCAUGCAUCAGCUUUAAAAUUCUGAAACUGAAAUUAAAUAUCACCAAUCUAUGCUAUCUUAACGAGACAUUUGGGUAUGAAAUUGAUAAGGUUCUUCAGGAUUGCAUCAAUGGUUUCAGCUCCAAGGUGCUGAAAAAAUAUCUGGAAGGGGACCUACAGGCUGACGUUGGCUCGAGAGAGAAAUUGAGUCCCUCAACAGAAGCAAUUGCCAGACUUGCCUACAUGCUCCUGGCCGUGGAAAUCUCCCAACUAAAGAAAAAUCUUACGCAGGUUGAUGAGACAUUGAAGCGACAGAGGCUCGCCAACAUGCGUCUGAAAGCCAAAGUGGAAGAGCUGAGGGUUUCCAAGACCGAAAAGUCCCACAUGAUUCAUAGAAAGAAGCAGGAACUGACAGAAAAACAUCAAGAACGUCUCGAACGGAUCCACGCCACCAUAAAAGAAAUUGAAGUAGAUAAGUUGGACAAGACAGCAAGACUAAUUAAACAAUCGGAAAAUCAGCAUUUUCAACAGCUGGUGAAGAUCUCAAGCUACGAGAACAUGAAAGCUGCUAAGAAGUCGGAACUGUCAAAAUCCAAGCUACCAAGCCUAGAAAGGCUGAACUAUAAUAUCAUGAACCUACGAAACAAAGCCACCCCAGGGCCAGUUGGUUUUAGAAAUGCAAUAUUUUUCAGCCCCGUUCUUCCUUUAUCACAAUUCUUGUACUAUACAUCUGAGGUGAUUAUCACUUCCGUCACCAAGGUCGCUCAAUUUGUAUCAUUGUCGUCGAAAUACCUCAACGUUGAUGUGCCGUAUAGGAUUGUAAGGUCGACCCCGUGCCUAUACAUAGUUGAGGACGCAUGCGAGUCGUACGCACUAGCGCUCGGACCGCCCAGCCAAAAUCCCGAGCAAACAAACAGCUUGUUUGAGUCCACUAAUCAGGACUUGACUCGUUUCUGUGGUGCACUAGCCAGAUUGCUUAUCAAUAUGGUGAUCCUUAUCAACGCUACUAAGCAAACGCCGUUACGAUUCGAGAACUUAUUGCACCUCGAUGAGCUUGUGCAGCUUCUUGUUGGAGAAGUGUCUGAUCUCAACUGGACUGUGCAAGAACAGGUUCCUAGCCAACGAGAAGAAAACGAGUCUACACCUCGCAGAUCCAUAUUCAAUUUUUGGAGCAAAAGAAAACGACCUCAUGCUAUCAUACAAGCUUCGCAAGAAAAGGGAAUGGAGAAUAGUUUGCAAGAAGUACUGGAAAUAUCCCUCUACAGUAGCCAACAUUUGGUGGAGUACCUCCAAGACCAAAAAAUCAACAUCCAAUCAAAAAUAGCCAAUAGUAUAAUCGCCCCCUCGCCGUCAGCUUCCACUUCACUUGGAGCCGCAUCACUUUCCGCAAGCAACGGAAGCACCAAUACGCCUACGGUGCCCGAAUGGUCGUCCGAGAUUUCGCCCGUACCUGAUGUUGACUGGCUGUCAUCAAAAUUGCAUGCAUUUUUCGUGACAGAAAUCUUGAAAGUACUCGACAGAGAAACAGGAUCAAGCCAGGUCGCCAAUGGCGGCCUCUCGACUUCUAGCACUUCGACAUACCAGCAGAUUAUUUACAAUUCACAGAAUACUGACUCUGCCGGGUCCCGCUACAAAACAACGCCCUUGUACUCGACAAAUGCGAUCCCUGUCUACCAAUCAGGUAUUCUACCGCCAUCAAGAAGCCGGUUCCAUCACUAUAAGCACUCCAAGCAGACCAAGACAGACAACUGGGAAGUUAUAUAG